Pelagomonas calceolata is the source of this 940-nucleotide messenger RNA. The record is from the annotation of a GenBank genome assembly. NCBI's taxonomy places the organism in Eukaryota, Pelagophyceae, Pelagomonadales, Pelagomonadaceae.
AUGGGCGACUGGGGCUUGGAGGACAAAAUGCUGCGCCGCAACAUACCAGGCAGGUACGGCACCUGGGCGAGCGACGACGACGAUACGAGAGAUGACGACGAGGACGACGCGGCGUCGGUGCCGGACGACCCGGAACCGGAACCGGAGGAAUCGCGGGCGGUCCCGGAGGCCCUGCGGUACGGCGAGGCGCCGGCCGCCGCGGGCAAGACGGGCGUCAAGGCGACGCUGGCCCAGUACAGAUAUUUUAAGAAGAUGCAGCGCGCCGAGAUCCUGUGGAAUAAAGUGGAUCGGGAGGCGAAGAUGCUGGAAGUGGCUGCCGGCGUCGUCCGAGACGCGCCACCGCCGCCGCCGCCUCCUAGGAAAGAUCCGGAUGCGCGGACCGAGUCUGCGUCGUCGGAGAGUGAUGAUGAUGACGAGUUCCUGGAGAGCUACCGGAAGAAGCGGCUCGCGGAGCUUAAAGCGGAGAAGGCCACGCCCACGUUCGGCGCGUUCAACGCGACCGCUUCCAAGCAGGAGUACCUCGACGCCCUCGCCACGAAGGACGCGGUCGUGGUCGUGCACCUGCACGAGCCGAACUACGGGCCCUGCCGGCGCCUGAACGGCGCGCUCGCGGCACUGGCGGCGCGGCGGCGCGACGUCCGCUUCCUGGGCCUCGCGCUCGGCGAGGCGGGCGAGGCGCUCCAGGGCUACGACGUCGAGACGCUGCCGACGCUCGUAGUGUACCAGCACGGCGAGGUCGUCGAGACGCUCUUCCGCGUGGGCUCCGACCUGGCGCCCUCCUACGACAACGCGGACGUCGAGUCGCUCCUAGACACGGUGCCGGCCUUCGCGGGCGACGGGCCCGUCGCGCCGCCGCCGCCGGCGCGGCCCGUGUGUGACCCUAGGACGGGCCCGCCGCGCCGACUGAUGUAAGUAUGUGAUCAUUACGACAGGGAGCCAC